GCACCGAAGCGCUCCGCUUGACAGCGAGUCAACCUUCAACUCACCGAGGCCGAAGUCGACAAACCGAAGAGUUCUUUAUUUUUUAUUUUUUUUCAUCCGUCUUAUUUGUAAAUAUAAUAACAACAAUAACUCCGCCAUGAAAGCCAUCAGCCCGGUUCGCUCAGGGAGGAGCUGCUACAAGGCCGUGUGCUGCAUUUCGGAGCGCAGCGUGGCCAUCGGUCGGACGACGAAGCAGCUGCAGCAGCAGCAGCAGCAGCGCCACGGCUGCGCGGAGGUGCCGGCGACGGCUGCGGGCGACAUGAACGACUGCUACUCGCGCUUGGCGGCGCUGGUGCCCAGCAUCCCCCGCGACAAGACGGUCAGCCAAGUGGAGAUCCUGCAGCACGUCAUCGACUACAUCUUCGACCUGCAGAUCGCCUUGGAGGCCGAAGAGACCCCCGGGCUCUUGUCGAUAAAGACCGCCGACCUGAGCAGAACUUUCUCCAAAGACGAAGGGCGUCUGUGCCAUUAGGAUAAAUCACGUGAUCAUGGUGCAGGGAAACAAACACAUGUCUCCACUUCAGCACAGGCCAGAAGAGCACACGAGUGGGCCGAGGGGUGGGCGGGGGAGGGGGGCGCAAGGUAUGCGGACAGGAUGGGAAAGCGCCGAGUAUUUUUUAUUUUUUUUUUUUUCUGCCGGUUCGGACGCCUCACCGCACCAAAAGCUUCACCGGGCCUCCUCCGUUUUGGAGCCGUUCCUACCUUGGCACCUUCAAAUAUUUGCAUUCCAGCCACCUCCGCCCUCCUCACCCCUGUUUGUUUUCUAAUCUCCAUGCAACCGGUGUACAUAUUUGUGAGGUGUGUAUGCGAGCUGUGUUUUUUGUUUUGUUUUUUGUCCCUCUCCAUUUUUUGUUUUUAAUGACGAUCGUAAUCCAGAAACUCUAUAAUAGAGUUACUUGUAAGCUGUCUGUGGGGAUUGUGGUGUUAUUUCCACGGACGAGAUUCCACUGAGUUUCAUAAACUCGUUAUUGUAAAGGUUUUACGUGUAAAUUCUGUUACGUCGUGAAAUAAACAAUUUCAAACAAACAAAAACGAGGAGGUGUGGUUUGAUGCGUGUUGUGUGAAAGUAUAGAACUUUGCGAAUAGCACAGGAUGUGUACCGGUGGAAAAUCAAUCGAGGUGGAGGGGCGGGUGAGGUUGCUGGUGUGGGUUUCCUGUGAA
This is a messenger RNA of Syngnathoides biaculeatus (alligator pipefish), 1200 nucleotides long. It is a transcript of the gene id3, whose product is annotated as inhibitor of DNA binding 3. NCBI's taxonomy places the organism in Eukaryota, Metazoa, Chordata, Actinopteri, Syngnathiformes, Syngnathidae. Gene Ontology annotation, cellular component: nucleus; cytoplasm. The record is from RefSeq and is a predicted model, not a curated record. Gene Ontology annotation, biological process: cell differentiation; negative regulation of transcription by RNA polymerase II; circadian regulation of gene expression. Gene Ontology annotation, molecular function: protein dimerization activity; transcription regulator activity. The coding region runs from base 137 to 511 and encodes 124 amino acids. The transcript has 3 exons.